Helobdella robusta is the source of this 738-nucleotide messenger RNA. RefSeq lists its product as hypothetical. Lineage: Eukaryota; Metazoa; Annelida; Clitellata; Rhynchobdellida; Glossiphoniidae. Gene Ontology annotation, molecular function: SH3 domain binding. The record is from RefSeq and is a predicted model, not a curated record. The transcript is spliced from 3 exons. Bases 1 to 738 code for a protein of 245 amino acids.
AUGUCGGUUUCGGAGGAAUUGAUCCAACUGUUGGAAAAUGUCGUUCCGGAUUGUCGGAAGCAACUAAGAGACAGCCACACGAACUUGGAGAAGGUGGCUCUCUAUUGCGAGGGAAAUUAUUUACAGGCAGCAGACAAAAGACAGGCCCUGGAAGAAACAAAAAACUACACAACACAAUCAUUAGCUAGCGUUGCAUAUCAAAUCAACACAUUAGCCACAAACUUCCUCCGACUUUUAGAUUUACAAAUGGGACAAAUAACAGACAUGGAGUCAAGCAUCAACCAUUUGUCACAAAUAGUGAUGAUUCAUAAGGAGAAGGUGGCCAGGCGAGAGAUAGGAGAGUUGACAGCCAACAAGUCCGUGACUCGACCGGUGGGAGUGAAGAAUCCCGGUAUCAUAUUUCCAGAACAGCAAGAGCGACCUGUGAAGUACGUUCGCAAGCCCAUCGACUACUCCAUACUCGAUAAUGUUGGACAUGGGGCUAAAGUAAGUCUCCUCUUUUUUGUAUGUAGUAUUUUUAAUGAUACAACAAUUUUUAUUGUGAGACUCUUUUUGGAAAGUCUUUUAAAUUACAGUUGUGUUUUGUCAUUUCAUCAAUUUUUUAUUAUUUACAUCAUAAUUAUCAUUUAUAAUUCUUUUGUGGAUCUAAUGUUUGUAGAACUGUUUGGAGAUGACUCCCUUAUUUUGCAUCGUACAACAGUCACCUACCUAUUUAUUCAGUGGCAGAUUAUUAUUUGA